AUGAAUCUAGAGGACCGUAAAGAGCUCGAGGCAUUGAGAAAGGAGAAUGCAGAACUUAAGAGAAAGCUGGGAGUUCAAAAGUUCCAAAAUGAUGAACUUGCGAUGAGUUUGGAAGAGUUUAAAAGGUAUGGCAGACAGAUGAUAGUAGAGACUUUUGGCGGUGUUGAUGGACAACUCAAGCUUCGUAACGCCAAAGUCUUGAUUAUAGGAGCAGGUGGCCUUGGUUGCCCAUGUUUGCCAUAUUUGGCAGGCGCAGGGAUAGGUCAUAUAGGCAUAGUGGAUAAUGACGUUGUCGAUACGUCGAAUUUGCAUAGACAAGUUUUACACAGCUCCAACAGCGUUGGAAAGCUAAAAUGCGACUCUGCAAAAGAAUUUUUGCAGAAAUUAAAUCCACAUGUUGAAGUUACCACUUAUCCAGUGCGUUUGAGCCAUGCUAAUUGUUUUGGGAUUUUUACCGGUUACGACUACGUCCUGGACUGCACUGACACACCUUUGACGCGGUAUCUUAUUUCUGACGUUGCUGUAUGUCUCGGAAUGACGGUAGUUUCGGCUUCCGGUUUAGGUUACGAGGGCCAACUUUCCAUUUUGAAUUUUAAAAGCAUGGGUCCCUGCUAUCGAUGUUUCUAUCCUGCUCCUCCUUCUCCCAGCAACGUUUCAUCGUGUCAGGAAGGUGGUGUUAUAGGCCCAUGCAUUGGCCUUGUAGGUAUCAUGAUGGCCGUUGAAACGAUUAAAUUGAUUAUGGGCGUAUACACUGAGGAAAACUUCGAACCAUUCCUGUUACAAUACUCUGGAUUUCCUCAUCAAACACUUAGAAGGUUCAAAAUGAGAGGCAGAAAACCCAAUUGCAUAAGCUGUGGACCUGAUUCGACCGUCAACAGGGCAGCUAUACUUGCCGGAGGUAUCAACUACGAGUUGUUUUGUGGCAAGCGCAAUUAUGAUGUGUGCAAGCCCGAAGAGCGAAUAACCGUUGAAGAAUUCGAGAAGGCUUAUAUGUCUCAAGAGGGAUUGGACUAUACAUUGUUGGAUGUCAGACCUCAUCAUCACUAUGAUAUCUCUCAUCUGCCUAAUACUUUUAACAUAACGGUAAAAGAGCUACGCGACAUGGAUGGGAACAUGGACUUACUGAAGCGUCAUAUCCCAAAAUUGACAGACAGGAGCGAAGUUCUGGUUAUGUGUCGGUAUGGUAAUGAUUCCCAGCUUGCAACAAAGUUGCUUAAAGAUGAAUUUAAAAUUUCAACGGUCAGAGAUAUCCGUGGCGGACUUUUUAAAUACAUCGACGAGAUAAAUCCAUCCCUUCCAAAAUAUUAG
Molecule: messenger RNA, 1308 nt
Organism: Lachancea mirantina
Lineage: Eukaryota; Fungi; Ascomycota; Saccharomycetes; Saccharomycetales; Saccharomycetaceae
Source: the annotation of a GenBank genome assembly